Homarus americanus (American lobster) is the source of this 1643-nucleotide messenger RNA. Its product is annotated as probable glutamate receptor. The transcript has 6 exons. Bases 174 to 1136 code for a protein of 320 amino acids. Gene Ontology annotation, molecular function: glutamate-gated receptor activity. Lineage: Eukaryota; Metazoa; Arthropoda; Malacostraca; Decapoda; Nephropidae. Gene Ontology annotation, cellular component: membrane. The record is from RefSeq and is a predicted model, not a curated record.
GGAACGUGACCUCAGGCCUCCAGCACCGUAUCAACCUCUUCCCAGAACAACCGGAAAACUUCCUGGGGCACACAUUCCAGCUGGUGGGACUGCAUUACCGACCUUACAUUGAUUUCGAAGAGUUCAAAGAGCCGGGCACCCCGGUGGCUCCUCGAGACUCCCUCAACACCCGCAUGCUCCACACCUUCGCCAAUAAUCUUAACUUCACAUACGUCUUGCGUGAGCCCCUGGAUGAGAAGUGGGGGACUCCAGCAGACGAUGGCAACUGGACAGGGAUCGUGGGCGACUUGCAGCACCAGCAGGCGGACUUCUCCCUCGACCUUACUCUCACAGAGUCAAGGAGCCGCGUCAUGGACCACUCAAGGAUCUAUAAUUACGAUCCUUAUGUUAUUUUGUCGCUAAAACCCUCAUCUCUACCGCGACACCUGGCGCUCACCAGACCCUUUAAAGGGGAAGUCUGGAUUGCGAUCAUUGUCUGUACACCUGUUAUGGGCCUCAUCCUGUGGCUGCUGCAGAAGGCGUGGUCGUGGGCGUUAUCUGAACGUGAUGUCAGCCUGGUGACCCCACUCUUCCACACUUGGGGAAUAUUACUGUCAGAGCCAAGCCCAACACUGCCCACCAAAGCCAGUGGACGGGUGCUGAUGGGGUGGUGGUUGCUGACCUGCGUGAUCAUCACAGCAGCCUACCACUCCUCCCUCAUCGCCCACCUCUCCGUCCAGAGCAAGUACCCGCCCAUUAACACCUUCCAGGAUCUCCUCAAUCGAGAUGGCUGGUCUUGGGGUAUUUAUGACUUAACAGGAACUAAUUUCUUGUACUUUAACGGAAGUUCUGACCCUGAUAUUCAAGAAAUUUAUCAACAUAUGCAAAAUAUGGAGAAUAGUGAUGCGGAAGAAUGGCUGGAGCGUGUGCUGCAUGGUGGGUUCUCCCUCCUAGAUCUCAAAACGUGGAUUCAGAUUCAAGUGGCUAAGCGCUAUACUGACAAAGACGGCAACACACCUUUUCACAUCAGCACCACCGAAUAUCCCGUUUUUGGAGGCAAUGUUUGGGGCUUCAGGCAAGUUACCUUGAAUUGUCCUUUUAUAGUACGCACAAAAAAAUAUCUUCUAGCCAUUAUUAUAAUAAACAGCCACUUGUAACUCAAUGACGGACACAUGUAUGUGCCUCAUCUGUUUACAAAUACCCAAAAUUUUACUAUGCAUCUUUAAACAAUACUUACCUCAAAGCCCCAUAUUCGGCCCAUAUUGCACCCUGCCACGGAAUGAAAUCCCUGCAACUGUUUCUCGUGGACCGAGACAACAGUAAAAAAAAAAAUAAAUAAAUAAAAUAAACACCAUCUACCUUCUUCUAGACUAAUUCCCACUGACCACCUAUAUUAAGAGAGCAGUCUUGGUUCCUUCUGUGGAAGAGAAUUAUUGAAACAGUCAAUCAAUGUGUAAUCCUAAAUACCAAGAGUUGGCUGCCCUGACACUCUACAUGAAAAAUUUCGGGUUAUCUCUACUGAUUAUCCCAGACAUUGCACCUGUCUGGGCACCCAGCUGCUCAUUUAAGUCUCUGUCUUCCCUAUCCCACCUCCUCCCAAUUUUACCCAUUUAUCCCCUCAUUCCGAAUUUAAGAUCAAAAUAUUUCAUAUUUUCUUAUUCUAU